AUGAUUACCUUCACCCCGCUUUCCGGUGCUGCACGCACUUCGAGCACCAUACCUCUCGCCUAUCUACUCCAAGUAGACGAUGUCCGAAUACUUCUGGAUUGUGGCUCUCCUGACUGGUGUCCUGAGGCAUCAGAUUUAAGAGAGGAACACUCACAGGAAUCCCCUUACCACUGGGACAAGUACUGUGAUGCGUUAAAGGAAUGCGCGCCCACCGUCGACCUUGUCCUCCUUUCACAUGGUGACCUUGCCCACUCAGGUCUCUACCCAUAUGCAUAUGCGCAUUGGGGUCUGACCGCACCUGCGUACACAACCCUGCCUGUGCAGGCCAUGGCACGUAUUGCCGCUACCGAGGAUGCCGAGGGCAUCCGUGACGAGCAAGACCUGCGCAGCGAGGACGAACUCAAGAAGGAAUCUACGCCGUCUGAAGAACGUGGUCUCUCCGAGAAACCUGCCGAGUCUACUCCUACACCUGUGCUUCCCUCACGCAAGGACAUGUAUGUCGCUACACUACAAGAAGUACACGACGCUUUCGACUCGGUCAACGUCCUGAGGUAUUCACAACCUUGCCAUCUUCAAGGUAAGUGCCAGGGCCUGACCAUUAUUCCCUUCAAUGCGGGGCACACCCUGGGUGGCACCAUCUGGAAGAUUCGUUCUCCAACCGCAGGAACGAUUUUGUACGCCGUCGACAUGAAUCAUAUGCGUGAACGUCAUCUCGACGGGACAGUCCUCGUGCGACAGGCGUCCGCAGGCGGUGGCGUAUUCGAGAGUCUCGCGCGUCCCGACCUACUCAUCACAGAUGCCGAGCGCGCCAAUGUGACCACCGCUCGUCGCAAGGACCGGGACGCAGCACUCCUCGACUGCAUUACCGCGACGCUCACGUCGCGCAAUUCGUUGCUCAUGCCGUGCGAUGCCAGCACGCGUGUCCUGGAGCUACUCGUUCUGCUCGAUCAGCACUGGAACUAUUCCCGGCUCAAGUUCCCAAUAUGUCUGCUGUCGCGCACGGGCCGCGAGAUGCUCACGUUCGUGCGGAGUAUGAUGGAGUGGCUGGGCGGAACUGUCAGCAAGGAAGAUGUGGGUGAGGACGGUUCUAACAAUGCCAACAAGGGAAACAAGCGAAGACGAGACGAGGAUGGUGACGAAGAUGCUCUUGGGGCUUUCGCUCUCCGAUUUAGACAUCUCGAAUUCUUCCCGAACCCGCAGGCGUUGAUGCACACCUACUCAUCGAAAGACCCUAAACUCAUUCUGGCGGUCCCGGCGUCCUUGUCGCACGGUCCCUCUCGCAUGCUCUUCUCACAGUUCGCGGAGACCCCGGACAAUGUCGUUUUGCUCACUGGGCGCAGCGAGGACGGCACGCUCGGGCGAAUGCUGUUUGACCGCUGGAACGACGCGCAACGAGAGGAGGCGAAGUGGGAUCGCGGCAAGAUUGGGAGCAACAUCAUGAUGGACGGUGUCCUGCGUCUCGAGAUGCACUCGAAAGUGUCACUGCAAGGCGCAGAGCUCGAAGCAUUCCUGCGGAAGGAACGUGCAGCACAAGAGAAAGAAGCCGCCCACAAGGCUGCGCAGGCACGCACCCAGCGUAUACUCGAAGCCGACGAAGGGGAGGACGAGAGCGACUCGGACUCUGAAGCUGAUUCGGACGAGGAGAACGAGGUCGAAAAGUCUCUGGGUGAUGACCUCAUGGACACCACGGAGGACACACCGACAGUGGACCCCGCUACAAACGGGCGAACAAAGCGGAAGCUCGCGAAACUCGCUGCAGGAGACGGGACGGACUGGGUGUUGGGUCUCGAUGCGGACGAGCCAGUCCAGCGGCUGUCAUUCGACAUCUACCUGAAGGGCAACGUUGCGCGGACGAUGUCGUUCUUCAAAAGCGCAGAGGGGCAGACGCAGCGUUUCCGCAUGUUUCCAUAUGUGGAGAAGAAACGGCGCGUGGACGAGUAUGGGGAGACAGUGGACGUUGGGAUGUGGCUGCGGAAGGGGAAGGUCCUGGAGGAGGACGCGGAGAGUGAAGAAGUGAAGGAGAUGAGGCGGAGGGCGGAAGAGGAAGCAAAGAAAGCCCCUGCGGAACCCCCCUCGAAGUUUGUGAUCACAGAAGUGGAGGUGCAACUCGCCUGUCGGCUGCUGUUCGUAGACCUGGAAGGUUUGAACGAUGGGCGUGCCGUGAAAACUAUUGUUCCGCAAGUCAACCCUCGCAAAAUGAUCAUCGUGCAUGCACCGGCGAAGGCGACAGAAGUCUUGAUGGAGAGCUGCGCAAACAUCCGGGCAAUGACACGCGACAUCUAUGCGCCCGAACAAGGCGAGAGCAUACAGAUCGGUCAACACACGAACAGCUUCUCGAUAUCACUGAGCGACGAGCUCCUGGCCAAUCUUCGUAUGUCACAAUUCGAAGACAAUGAGGUUGGCUACGUUACAGGUCGCAUCGCUAGCCUUGCAAGCUCUACCAUCCCGAUCCUCGAGCCUGCGUCUAUCACGUCUCUCCAGACUGACAAGACUUCACGAAAAGCCAAGCAAGGCCGCAUGCUCGGUUCGCGGCCAAGAGUGACGCUGCCUCAGUCCACCAUGAUCGGCGAGCUGAAGUUGACUGCCCUGAAGACCCGUCUGGCUGCGGUUGGCGUGCAUGCCGAGCUCAUAGGCGAGGGUGUGCUGAUAUGCGGCGCGGCUGCGAAGAAGGGCAGUGCUCCCGAGUCGCUUGCCGAUUCGGUAGCAGUGAAGAAGACGGGGCGGGGCCGGGUGGAAUUGGAGGGGGCGGUGUCGGACGUGUACUAUGUGGUUCGAAGAGAGAUCUACAAUUUACAUGCUCUGGUUGCAGCUCUCUUCGACAUGGAUGGCACCCUCGUCGACUCGACCGCCGGUGUGGUGGGUGCAUGGGAGCUUUUCAAAGAGAAGUAUCCCAGCCUCGAUGUAACCACAGUGCUCAGCUCAUCCCAUGGUGUGCGGACGGUCGAGAACCUCCGCAUACACUGCGGUAUCGAGGACCCGGAAGAACAGGAGAGAGAAGCGAAGCGCUUCGAGGAGGCAAUCGUCACGAACUCGACGAAGAAUGGCCGUCAAGGCAUCAUCAAGCUGCCCGGGGUCCACGAGAUCAUGGCGGAACUCGAGCCCGUCGCCAAGUACCCAAACCCGCGCUGGGCGAUUUGCACGUCAGCAACCCGCACGUACGCCGCAGCUGCGCUCCAGAAAGCUGGGGUUCCUGUUCCCGAUGCAUUCGUCGUGUCUGAAGACGUGACCAAGGGCAAACCCGAGCCUGACCCGUACCUCCUCGGGGCGGAAAGGUGCGGUGUAGAUCCCACACGUUGUCUCGUUGUCGAGGAUGCCCCUGCCGGUGUCCGCAGCGGAAACGCCGCGGGAUGCAAGACGUUGGCACUUCUCACAUCGCACAGCCGUGCGCAAGUGGAGGCUGCCAGCCCUGAUUUCAUUGUCCGAGACCUUUCCCAAGUGACCAUGAAGAGAACCACGAAUGGCGUGGAAGUCACAAUAGACGUAGAGUAAUGCACUGAAAUUGUUGCAUGCCGAAGUAUGAAAUAGAGUGUAUUAAGGGAAGUCACAGGGGAAUCUGGUAGACCAUAGAGAAGUGUACAUCGACUUACGAGAUGCUCAGUUUGUUUUCAUAUAUACAUCGACUGGUCGUCGAAAUCCUGACAACUCUUC
Messenger RNA from Postia placenta MAD-698-R-SB12, 3648 nucleotides. RefSeq lists its product as hypothetical. Gene Ontology annotation, biological process: mRNA 3'-end processing by stem-loop binding and cleavage. NCBI's taxonomy places the organism in Eukaryota, Fungi, Basidiomycota, Agaricomycetes, Polyporales, Adustoporiaceae. Gene Ontology annotation, molecular function: RNA binding. The record is from RefSeq and is a predicted model, not a curated record. The transcript has 15 exons. The coding region runs from base 1 to 3489 and encodes 1162 amino acids. Gene Ontology annotation, cellular component: mRNA cleavage and polyadenylation specificity factor complex.